AAAAAAAUGGUUUUGCCAAAAUGGCUUCCUGCUAAUGAGCUGCACCUGUCCACGUGGCUACUAUUCAAUUGCCUCCCAAUGACAAAGGGGCGGAGCCACUGCUGGACCAGUAUAAAGCCUGCGUCUGACUCUCCCUCUUUGUCCCUGUACUCUUGAGCAUUGCCAUGGAGCGUUCCAGGAGCCUGGUUGGUGUUUGGCUAGUGAUUGUUGGACUUUUGGUCGGCGAUGCAGUGGCCCAGCACUGGAUGGAGGCCCUGAACACCGACAACAAGCGUCCUGCGCCGCUACUUCCGAAGCAGACAGGAGUUCCUGCGCCUGCGCCUGCGCCUCAUGUUGACAAAUGCCAAGUGGAGCACAAUGAGAUGAUCCAGUGUGGCACCCGCGAUAUCACCAAUGAGCAAUGCGUAGCCAUCAACUGCUGCUACGAUGGACGCCGCUGCUAUUACGGCAAAGCGGUGACUGUGCAGUGUACAAGAGACGGCCAAUUUGUGGUGGUGGUGGCUCGUGACUCCACGAUGCCGCCGGUGGAUGUGACUGCAGUCAGCCUGAUGGAAAUGAACGAUCCUGCUUGCAACGCCGUCGACGCCACCGCCACAUUCGCCAUCUUUCAGUUUCCCAUGUCCAUGUGCGGCACAACGGUCAAGGAGGAAGACGGUUUUGUGGUAUACGAGAACCACAUGUCAUCGUCGUAUGAAGUGGGAAUCGGACCUCGAGGUUCCAUCACCCGGGACAGCCAUUUUGAGCUUCUAUUCCAGUGCAGAUAUUCAGGCACAGCUGUGGAAGCGCUGGUCGUGGAGGUCAACGCCCUCCCUCCGCCUGUGCCAGUGGCUGCCGGCGGACUUCUCAGGGUGGAGCUCAGACUGGGCAACGGGGAGUGUCUCUCAAAGGGUUGUGUCGAAGAGGAGGUGGCGUACAACUCUUUCUACGCCGCGGUAGAUUACCCCAUCACUAAAGUGCUCCAGCAACCUGUGUACGUUGAGGUCCGCAUCCUGGACAGGUCUGAUCCCAGCAUUGUUUUGAAUCUGGAGCGCUGCUGGGCCACCACCACUCCUAAUUCCAACAGCGUCCCUCAGUGGGAUCUUCUAGUAGAUGGGUGUCCCUACCACGAUGACCGCUACCAGACCAUUAUGGUGCCUGUGCACGACUCUAGAAUUCCUUUCCCGACACACUACAAGCGCUUUAUCUUAAAGAUGUUCUCCUUUGUGGCGCCAAACCACUACGCUCCUCAGAAGGACAGGGUUUUCAUCCACUGCAUGACAUCGGUGUGCUACCCAAGCAACAUGCACUCCUGUGACCAAAUGUGCUAUGGCAGACAUCAAUCUGCGGGAAAACCUCAGACUACUGCCCGUAAGGUUCUAAACCAGGAUGUGGUCUCUAGCAGACAGGUGAAUCUGACCCCAAUGAGGGGCUACCCUACUGGUCCUCUGAGAAAAUGGAAGAGAUGACCACUUACCCAAAGCCAGUCAUGACUUUUAAUAAAGGCUUGUUUAAAAG
Messenger RNA from Syngnathus acus (greater pipefish), 1494 nucleotides. RefSeq names its product zona pellucida sperm-binding protein 4-like. NCBI's taxonomy places the organism in Eukaryota, Metazoa, Chordata, Actinopteri, Syngnathiformes, Syngnathidae. The record is from RefSeq and is a predicted model, not a curated record. Bases 165 to 1445 code for a protein of 426 amino acids. Gene Ontology annotation, biological process: binding of sperm to zona pellucida; prevention of polyspermy. Gene Ontology annotation, cellular component: egg coat. Gene Ontology annotation, molecular function: acrosin binding; structural constituent of egg coat. The transcript has 8 exons.